Molecule: messenger RNA, 2328 nt
Organism: Neurospora hispaniola
Lineage: Eukaryota; Fungi; Ascomycota; Sordariomycetes; Sordariales; Sordariaceae
Exons: 3
Coding region: 1-2328 (775 amino acids)
Source: RefSeq, a predicted model, not a curated record
AUGUGCCACCAACUCUGCCAACUGCACUCCAUAUGCGGCCACAUCACGAAGCGCGAAAUCCGCUACGAGGUCGCCCCUUCCAACCCCACGAAAGCACCUCCUCAACCAUGGCCCUCCACUAUCGACACAGGAAGCAAAGUUAAAGACGCCUUCCUGACCUGGUGUCUUAAGUCCUUAAAGCCCGUCACCAACAAGGCUCACCCGCUCCGCUCAACAUGCCGGCCCCCACUGACCCUCCUUCACGAGGUCGAGUUCGGCUUCUGUCCCAAGUGUCGUGAGUACUACGACAAGUAUGCCGCCAAUCUGGUUAUGCUUCUGCAGGUGACGAAGAUCAUUGGUAUGGAGAUGGGUAGCGGUGGCUCUGCUGACAAGCUGGAGAAAGUUAAGGACUUGAGACGAAGGACGUUGGAGUGGGCGGAGGAAGGUGAUAGCGCGCGUGAGAAGGCUAAAAUUGAGCGGAGUAAAAGAAUAUUAAGAGAGAAAAAAAGGCUCGAGGCGGAGAGAUUCGAACAGGAGAGAAAGGCCAGGAAAGAGAGAAGACUCGAAAUAAGAAAGUGGCUCGAAGACAAGGAUAACAUUGAAGAUGACCUCAAGAAAGUGGAGAAAGAAGAGAAGAAAAAGAGGAGCGGUAAGGAAAAGGUCAAGGUGGAGAUUGAAAACACCGAAGGAAGAACGCUGAUCGAGUACGAACAUGGGAAAAGCGAGACGGGGGUGAGAGUUCGCAUGAGUCCUCGACCAGGAGAACGGGGCCGCGGUCCCAACUUGGGCGCUAGCCAUCGUCACGAGCGAGUCUCUGGCAAUGACGACAAGUUGGACGAGAAGCCGAAGGUCCAUAGAUCACGGGGCGUUUCAGACCUCGUGAAAUUCUUUGAAUCUCGGUCCAACGAGACAAAAACGAAGAAGGAAGGUGUUCGAUCCGCACUCUCUGAGUUUCCUGUAGAGAAGAAACUGCCCCAGAACUGCCAGAAAGAAGCCCUGGGAGUCACGGAAAAACCGGCAGAGAACCAAGCGACCGCAAAGUGCGUAAACCGACGGCCAGAAGUCCAAAAAGCCGCUAAGACCAAUAUCUCUGCGCCCGGUCUUCAACAGCAGCCCCAACCGGUCGAACCAAAAGCUCUCGAGCCCCAGCACAGGCCGAGCCUACCCAUCUCAAAGUCGAAGUCAUCAACGUUUCGUCCUCCUCCUGGGGCGCCCCAGCUUCAUCCGUCGACAUAUGACAAGGUCAAGGCGAGCUCAUCAGUCGAUAAACACCCAGCCGUAACCUUGAAGUGCUGCCCUCAGCUUCCAGCAAAACCGCAGAACACUGACGACGCUGCCAACAAGGCAAAUUCCAAAAAGAAGCUGUCUCCCGUUGAACAGAAGAAGGAAGAAGAGCUUUCGAAAAGUGAGAAGAACGACGGCGAAAGGCCACCUUUGAUUCGCCGCACAGGUACAGCAACUUCGAAGGGUACAAAUACCGUCCCUGUCCACCAUAACUCGAGCAAGAAGCCAGCUGCGUCCAAAGGAGAUAAAGAAAGGGAGACUUCACAGAUUGAGAAGAAAGAGGGGCAUCAACAGACUCAAUUCGGCCGUACAGUUCCUGUGAGGGCGGAGAAGACUCCCGAGAUUCCUACCCAGGGAGAAAGCAGAGGGGAGGCGCCAGUGACUUUGUCCAAGCCAGAGCCUCAGCUGCCCAAACUACUACAGCCUGAGCCAUCCAAGCCUGAAGCAUCCAAGCCAGAUUCCGCGAAUGAGACCAAGCCUCAGCAAACCCCACAUGCUACUCGUGAAUCGAGGGAGAAAGACAAGUCGUCCACGCCUCCUAUCGAUCCUGCUCCCGGAAACACGUCUUUCAACCCCUCCAUCGGCUCAAUGACGGUAGAGUACGAUCCGACCGAAAGGGUGGUUUCCAACUAUUCGAUCAGUUCGACGGUGGUAAACUGCAAUUCGACAGAGAGCAAGGUCUCCAAUCCGUCCAUUGACUCAAUGGCGGUAGAGUGUGAUCCGGACAAUGGCAGGCUUUCCAUCACCUCAGUCGGCUCGAUGGUAGUAGAAGACAAUUCAACUGACAGCACGCCUUCCGACGUUUCAAUCAGCUCAAUGGCGGUGGAAUGCGAUUCGGUCGAGAGCAUGCGUUCCAAUACCUCCAACGGCUCGAUGGUGGUAGAGUACGAGCCAACCGAGGGCACCCUUUCUAACCCUUCGAUUGAUUCGAUGGAGGCUGAGCUCGACUCGACUGAACAAUCCAGCUUGUGGGAGGAGAUUCGUCGGCAUCUGGGCAGCAAUGACGGGUCAAUUUUGGCGCAUCCGUCGUACUGUAUGUGUGCGAAAUGUAUCCGGGCGAGGUGA